Bactrocera dorsalis (oriental fruit fly) is the source of this 3418-nucleotide messenger RNA. RefSeq lists its product as uncharacterized. Bases 110 to 1360 code for a protein of 416 amino acids. The record is from RefSeq and is a predicted model, not a curated record. NCBI's taxonomy places the organism in Eukaryota, Metazoa, Arthropoda, Insecta, Diptera, Tephritidae. The transcript is spliced from 2 exons.
CAAAGCUCCUCCAACAAACAUAGAAUAUAACCCGACUCAAGUUGUUACACUUAACUGUUCGACGGAUAAUAUCUCUGUUAUAUACGCAAGUUGUUUCGUUAAUUCCGAAAUGAAUUUCAGUAAUGAAUUAAAAAAAAUUAAGAACUAUUUAACAGCUUUCAAAAUACGUACAAUUGCAUUGGAUCUAAUAUUGGUGUUCGUAAACAUUUUUAAUAUUCACUACGAUGGUAAAACCGUGAUUGUGAAAAGGAAUCGCAUAAAUCAUCGUCUGCGCAUAGUACGAAAAGUAUUAAUUUACUUUAUGCUAUUAUAUAUUUUAACUUACAUUUGCAUAGCAUGUUUCUUUACCACUUUGCGCAUAGUGAUGCCAAAAUAUGCGCAGUCUUUAGAUAAAUAUGGCUAUGCAAGAGAAUUUGAAUACAUCGUAAAAUUAGGAGUCCCGAUUAUCUUUUUAAAAUUAUUAAUUGUUUCUUUUCCUUUGUCACAUUGGUUGAAGAAUAACAACAAAAAGUUAAUAAUAAUCUUGCUAAAUGAUGUGCUAAAAAUACUCCAAAAAUUGAGCAAACGUAAUAUCGCAAUCGAUUUUAAUAAUUUACCGCCAUAUUGCAAUAUCCUCUUUCAUCUGCAAUUCCUGUUAAUAAUUUGGAAUUUAUUGAACAAUAUGCGGGUGCUUUAUAAGUUCGAGGAUGUGCUCAGUAUUAUUAUGGAUUUUAUCUAUGAUUCUUACUAUGUUUCGCUCUACCUUAUGUAUCAAAUUGUGCUGUUAAUUCAAUGGAAUAUCCAUGAUAAACUUAAUAAAAAUUUUGCGAAGCGCAUGGCACGUAAAGAUUUUAAUUGCAAAGAUGUAUUGCAUUUCAUUACAAUGCUGAGACGUUUAAAAAAUUGUCAACGUAAUUUUGCCAAAAACUUUUGGUGGCUGCCAUCAAUAGUUGUUAUGAAGGCUUUCUUAAUAAUUUCCGAAAGCUUUUUCUUUUGGAAUUAUAUCAGACAACAUAAUGCUAUGUCCGACAUUAGGUUAAUUUGGUUAUAUAGUGGUGCCGCUUUAUACUGGCUGGAUAUUUUCCUAUUGGUUUUUAUGCUGAGUGAACUGCGGCAAUUGGAUCAUUGCGCACACCAACUAUUAUUCAUGACGGUUAUUAGGCAAUACGAAGCAACUCCCGAACAAAGCGGCACAAUCAAAGAGCUCGAUGAAUACUUAUCGUCUCAUCAUUUUAAACCUUAUACUUUAUAUCUUUAUCCAAAUCUACAACGCAUGAAUUGCCUUCUUAUCUGGUCUAUUUGGUGGCCAUUUCUUUUUGGAUUCUUUAUAACAUGCAUAAAUCCAAUCAAUUUUAGAUUUAUACGUAGUUUAAGUCAAUAAAUUGAAGAUAUGUACAUAUAUAUUUUACCUUUUUUCUUUUAUUUUCUGGAAAUUAUUCGAUAAUACUUAUAUGCAAAUACAUACAUACAUAUGUACAUACAUACAUAUAUAAUUAUUACAUUUCUUAACUAAUGGUAUUCGUAGCUAAUUAUGAGCUAAUGCCAUUCUAUUAUACGCAAUGAGGUUUAGCUGCUAUAAAUUACUUUACGCAUAGUAAUAACUUUCCGACUAACCCAACAAAUAGCAUGCACGUAUUAUUUCGAGUAAAACACACGCCAUAGACUGAACUCUAUUUCGCUGCUCUAACAAUGGAUUUAAAUUUAAUUAAAAACACAGUUAAAAAGCAUCUCACUGUUUUCAAAAUACGUCUAUACACAUUGGAUAUCACUUCGGCUUUAAUUAAUAUCCAUUCCCUUCAUUAUAAUAGCAAAAAUGUAACGGUUAAAAAUAGUCGCAUCAAUCAUUAUCAACGCAUAGCACGAAGAAUAUUCAUAUUCAUAAUAUUUGUGGAGUCUCUCUUUACGAUUGUGGCCGGUUCUGGGAUUAGUAUUUUUCGAAAAUAUUAUCCAAAUGAAUUGGACAAAAUGAAUUGUGUGGGUCGAAUUCCACUGGAGCGUGUAUUUAAACUAGUUAUGACUACGAGUGCGAUUAAAUAUUGUAUAACGUUUUGUGUAUUGUUCUGCUGGUGGAAUAAACAGAGUAAAAGAGCUUUCAUAAAACUGCUAAACGAGCUGCUAAGACUCUGUCGAAGGUUGACCAUUCAUUUCGAUAUCGAUUGCAGCAAGUUGCCGCCGCAAUGUAGUCUAUUAUUCCAUCUACAAUUUCUGGUGAUAAUUGGGAAUUUGCUAAACAAUCUGUUGUUGGCUUUUACUUUCAAUGAUAUAUAUUCUUCAUUGAGAGAUUUCUUCAAUGGGGUUUUCUACGCUCCCAUCCCACUGAUGUAUCAAACUGUGCUAUUGACGUUGUGCCAACUGCAUUACAAAGCGAAUGCACAAUUGGAUAUGUACGUGGCAUGUGAUGCGUGCAAAAACAAAUAUAUAUUUAAGUUCAUUGUAUUUUUGAGCGACUUAAAAACUUUCCAAAAUCGUUUUGCAAAAGCUUUCAUUUGGCUGCCCCGUUUGGUGGCUAUUAAGACAUUCCUAAUUGUUGGCGAAUGCUCAUAUCUGUGGCAUUAUCAAAAUCAUUAUAAUACUUUGGCCGAUGUCAAAUUAAUUUGGUUAUAUACCGCUGUCGCUGAAAGUUUGCUAGACAUUUUCUUAAUGGUUUUCAUGCUAAAUGAACUGCGUCGUCUGGAUCUUCAAACACAACAUUUACUAUAUUUAACGGUUAUUAACUUACACAACGAGAUGUCCUAUAGAGGAAGGAGGGUCGCUUUAAGGGAGGUUGGUGUUAAAAUGUCCAUGUUUUUGACUUAUUAUGACAAUGCUUAUUUAUAAUAUACUUCCAGCAUGGUAUUUAUUUAUCUACUCCUCAAUCGAAAUCUUAUACAUUGCAUCUACACCACUUUGUAGAGCAGUUAUGCUACCUACAAGUCUGGACCAUUUUAAUACCAGUACUCUGUGGAUUUAUGCUGGCUUGCUUAGAUCCAUUCGAUAUGAUGUUCAUACGCGAUUUGAGCCAAUUCAAUUCGAUAAAGUAAUUUUUAUGGACAAUUUAAAAAUUUAAAAUUUCAAUAAAACGGUUAAAUGUUUGUUAAAAAAAAAAAAAUACCCAGGUGCUUUCCCGACAGUCGGGUCUAAAUAACCGAAACAGACCCGGUUUAUUAAGCGGCCAAGGACUGUAAACACAUCACCACUCCUCGAAAUUACUUCAGGUCGAUCACGCUUUCUAGUUGUUAUAGAUUUAGUGGCAAACUUACUAUACUCUGUUCAGAGCAUAAUGACGAAUAAUAACACAUAACCUAAAAGAAAAUGAGCAGAACUUGCAUCAUUUUGUAUAUAGUUGUUUGUAUAUAUAUUUUCGCAAUUGAAUUUGUUUUAUAAGUACAUUACAAUACAUUUCAAAUUUCGAUUAUACGAUUUUCUUUGUUGUUGUUCAUUUAUUUUUUGUUUUGUUUUU